CGCGUCAGUUCACAAACAGCCCGCUCUUUCCACACGCUCGCUGUCUCAUCCUCGACACGUCCACACGUUAACCACGCAUACUAACUUACCUCAAUCAACAAUGCCGUCACCGCCGCCGCUCUCGCAAGACGUGAAGCGCAAAGCCGCGCGCGAAGUCAUCGACAUCCUGCACGAAAUUGCGACACUUCUCAAUACACAUCUCGACCGUCAACAACUCUCGUAUUGCGUUUCGUUGAUCGAGAAUGGCGCGAAUCCUGAGGCAUUGGCGAAAGUGAUCCGAAAGCUGCGGUCUGAAUACGAUCCAUCUUCCGGUGAGGGCGAAGUAGAUGGGGAGAUGACAGGAAGUACACAUCUAAAGCCUCAAACACAGCGGAGUGGACAUCGUAAAAGCCCUGCUAGCUAAGGAGCAGCAGUUCUUCCGACCAAUGCACAAUUUUAAUGCACCAGGCUGGGCCUGAAAGAUUGAUCCUCUUAUCUAAAUACGGAAGC
This is a messenger RNA of Lindgomyces ingoldianus, 489 nucleotides long. RefSeq lists its product as uncharacterized. Gene Ontology annotation, biological process: gamma-tubulin complex localization; microtubule nucleation by interphase microtubule organizing center; mitotic spindle assembly. NCBI's taxonomy places the organism in Eukaryota, Fungi, Ascomycota, Dothideomycetes, Pleosporales, Lindgomycetaceae. The coding region runs from base 101 to 403 and encodes 100 amino acids. Gene Ontology annotation, cellular component: centrosome; gamma-tubulin ring complex; interphase microtubule organizing center. The transcript has 3 exons. The record is from RefSeq and is a predicted model, not a curated record.